AUUUGAAUGCAACGCGUAACCUAAUAUAACACUUUUAUGAUGAUGCAAAACAAACCUCAACCGCGAUUAUUCAACGUAAAUAAAAUACCUGGUCAGCCGAAAAGACGAAAGAAAAUUACUAUCGUUUUCGACGAGAAGAAACGACGAGAAUUCUUGGGAGGUUUCCGUAAGAGAAAGCUGGAACGAAAGAAGAAAGCUCAGGAGCAGUUGCAGCAACAAUUGAAAGAGGAGCGAAAAAAGAUUAAGCAAGAGGCACGAGAACAUUACAAGAAAUUAGUAUCGCAGCGUGAUAUCCCGGAACUGGAAGAGCUGUUAUCUCGAAAAGAAUAUGAUUUGGAGGGUCACACAGUCAGUAUCUUAGAACUGAACGUUGCGGAUCUUACAAAAGAAAAUAGAUGGAUAGGUGAGAACAAAGUUGCAGAGGAGGAAGAAGAAGAACAAGAUGAAGAAGACAAACAUUCAGAUAAUGAAAAUGACAAAAUUGUUGGGAUGUCAUUGCGAGAAAAGUCGGAGAAUUCCCAGCACGAAACUAAGUCAAUUGAACGAGAGAUAAAAUCUUCGAAGGAAGUUAAACGGGAAAUAAAGAAAGCAGCAUUGAAGCAUGUUAAGAAGAGCAAGGUUUUCCAACAAAAGCAGAAGAUGGAGCAAAUAAAAAACAGGAAGCAAAGUAGACGGAAAUUGCGCAGAACCCAGAAGGUAGCAUGCAAACGCAAUAAACGGAUAGAAAGGAGAUCGGAGCGUUAGAAUAAACUAAUUAUUUGUAUAAGUCGGUUACGAAUAAAUAUAUUUUUAGAGAA
This is a messenger RNA of Dinoponera quadriceps, 797 nucleotides long. RefSeq names its product nucleolar protein 12 (gene vito). Gene Ontology annotation, cellular component: nucleolus. The transcript is spliced from 3 exons. The record is from RefSeq and is a predicted model, not a curated record. The coding region runs from base 37 to 744 and encodes 235 amino acids. Gene Ontology annotation, molecular function: RNA binding. Lineage: Eukaryota; Metazoa; Arthropoda; Insecta; Hymenoptera; Formicidae.